UUGACAAGUGUUUUUUAAAAUAAUGUUUUUACUUAAUCCCCUUCCUUAAAGUAUGAGAUCAUUCGUUUUUAAUUGCAGAUAGGAGACGUGGACAUUUAUUAUGCACGAAAUAGGAGAACCUACCAAAAAGCUAUGUAUUUGCCAAUAAUUGUAGGUCUGUAUAGUAUUAUCGAUGGUUAUUUACGAUGAAGACUUCCAAUUUGAAAUUUGAAAAGAUCUGUCCCAACGUGGAGGAACUGUCAGCAGCUCCAAAGACGAAUGUUUCGUGUCCGCUGUCUGGCUGCAACAAGUUGUUCUACUCGACAGCAACUCUUCGUCUUCACAAGGCCAAGGUGCAUGGCAUUGACAAGCUUUAUUUGGAAGCCAAAUCGAAGGACAUCACUUACCAAUAUCACUGUCCAGCGAAAGGCUGUAUGUACAACCCAGAUUCUGACAGACACUUCUCUACCCUCAAACUUCUCAAGCAGCACUAUCGCAAAUUACACCUGGAGAAAAAAUUCUUCUGUACAAAGUGUCAGAAAGGCUUUGGCGUCAACUGUGACAAGGAGAGACACGAAAAGACCUGUGGUACAGUCUACCAUUGCCCAACAUGCGAUUGCGUGUACACAACCAAAGAGGCGCUACUCACACACUGCAGGCGACAGAAACACACAAAACCAACCUGGGAAGAGUCAGAGUCGACUAACAAAACAAGGUCUAAGAAACCUGCACCAUCAGUAGGUGGCGGACCAGUGUUAAUAAUUGUCCAGAACAGCAGUCCUCCAUCCAGUUCCUCCAGCACGAACCCAGCUUUGUUGAACUGCCGACCGGUGCUGCCGAAACCCGUCGUACACACUCUACCACCUCUGAGGAACCUCACCAUUGGACCAGAUAAGAUCUCCUAUGAGACUAUAUCGGACAGGAUGGACACAGUCAGACAGGUGGCAGGGACUCAGACAGACAUCUACGGAGUUGAUCAUCUGUGUGUGAAUGGUGCAGAGACUGAACCAACAUUGUUGACAAACAUUGGCACGCAGGUUGGAGUUUGUUCCCUGCCUCUCGAUCACUUGAGUAUAGCGCGGCCCUCAGCUGAAGUUCAGACGUCGCUUAGUAUCCGACAUGAUCGACAGAAAUUCUGCUCUGUUGCAGAAACUCAGACAUCAGGUGAUAGUAUUUUAAGAUCUGCCAUGGAGAGCGCAGAAAUACCUGUCCACAGUCACAAGCAAAUGGCGACUCAGUACAUGCCAUUGGAUUUCAAACAGUUCAGAUCAAGUGAGGUCCAGAUUAAUUUGGUUUCAAAGAGAAAGCUUAAAAGAAAGCAGCCCGGAAUGUCGCGUGAUGUGUUAGGAAAUGUGUAUUCCCCGUCCACGUCCGAUAACUUGUUUGAGUCGAUGGUCGGUGAUAUGGGCUCCUCCAUUUCAACACAGACUCGCCAGAGUUUCCUGGAAACAUUUGUUGCUUGCAGAAAUGAACAGUUACAGAGUUGCCAGACUCAGACAAACCUAUCGCUGUUUAAGAAUUCAGGACAUGUUGUGUCACAGAGGCAGGGUUCUGCUGCCAAGAGGAAGAGUACGCCUCACAGAUUAACUCAUUCUAAAAGAAGAAAACCAGCUCCAUCCAGUGUUGGAACAUCUGUUUCACCACACGGUAAAAACUAUCCCGCCACACUGUAUCAGAAUGUUACAGAUUGUACAGGAUCUAACCCACUGAAUCAACAGAUGUCUCCAUCUUCUCCACAAACAUUGUUCUCAAGUCCGUCCAAGAAAACUCACGUUGGUAGAUUCGAUGCUAUUGGAAAGAGAAAAAAACAUGAUGCAUUUUGUGAUGAUGACUUCUAUGUGGAUGGUGGGCCUACAACAUCAAGAGAAUCUGGUAGAGAUCUUUGUUCUCUGUCUCCUCCCCAUACUGUCAUCAGGAUAACAAAUGAGACUGAGAACUCCACUAAUUAUGUUAUGAUAAACCUGACUUCAGAAGACCCCACUAAUUAUGCUGUGAUAAAGCAGACUUCUGAGGAUCCCACAAACUAUUCUGUGAUAAACCAGACUUCAGAAGACUGCACUAACUAUGCUGUGACUGGGGCAUUUGAAGAAAUUGAUAAUUUAAGUCGUCCUGAUUUUCUAGAUCUUGCCGAUCAUCUUGCUGUUGGGCCUGGUAGCAGUGUUAGUGCUGCGUGUCAGACUCUUUCUCUUGACAACAGCUUCAGCAAACACACCAUGACACAAGGAACUCCACAGAAACCUUCUGGAACACAAACUACUGCUGACGAAGAUGCUCUUCACAAACAGUGUUCUGUGGGUGUUUCUGCAUUCAUCCCUUCAUCAGAUAUGUGCACACAAACAACAGAGUCUGCUUCUGCCAGAAAAGAUCUCUUCAUCCAGACAGUUGGAUCUGCCAGUAUGUCACAGUCUGUGUCUGUGUGUCUCUCGCUGUCAGAGCCCACCCAUCCAGCUGUUGACACAAUUGAGUCAAGCGUCCAGACUCUGACAUCAUCCACGGAUCUCGACCAGCUGGUGAGGUCAGAGAUUCAGAAGUCCAUGCUGAAGCAGACGUCUGGAACGGAGGACAUUCACACGCAGACUGCGGACGAGCUGCUUGACUUCCUCAUGAUGAACAUGGAGACUCAGACCACCGACGACCUGUUCUGUGGGUUUUCGGAAACCGAAACACAGACAAACUCACUCGACACUCGGACCGUGUCACUCAGCAACACAUGGCUCAGCUCAGAGAAACCAGCAGACGGACAAACCAACUUCUCUUCUGCUGGGAAUCGGAUGACUGUUCAAGAAAUGGUUUCUGCUCGGGAAAUAGCAUCUACACCAGACUUUGCAUCUGGUCAAGACGGUGAGUCUGCUAAAAAUUCUGCUACUCCUGCUGCUGCUGCUUCUACUGAUGAAGCUUGGGCUGGUCCCGAAGGAAAUGGGAAGGCCGAAUGUCGAGACAACCCAUGGCUGUAUUCACCCGUUUCAGCUCAGACUCAAACCUCUUGCAGUGGUCUAUGGCUGAACUGUGUGACGGCAGCCGCUGAGACGCAGACCACCCUGAUACAGCCUCUUCUGGAUCUCAGUGACGACGACAUGACGCUGUGCAUGGACAUGGAGACACAGACUCACUUCAGCAUUGUGGACGAGGGAAUCGGAGACCUCACCGACUCUCACACACAGACCACCUUCCAGGAUCUGACGAGCUUGUUCAGUCCAUGAGUCGAGAACUCUGCAAUUGUACAUUGGCAAUGUCAUGGACUUUUUAAUUCUGCAAGGAACUUUUUUUGUUGUGGACCAUAUUCAGUUGGGGGGGUUUCGCAGCCUAAUUUUUGCAGUAGACAUUUUCUAAAUUACAGGGUUUGAGUGAACCAGUGUGGUUAUGGGCUCAAACUUAACGAAGGCACCAAUUGUAAUUACCAUAGUUGUGAUAUGAAUUGCCAUUGGUCAAAGGGCUUUACUCAUGGCAAUAUAUUUCUGCUGGAUAAAAAUUAAUACCUUUGUUUGCAUAAUUUACUGAUUUAACAUUGUUGUAGGUUGUCUCAAAAUUGCUGUAGGUGAGCAUUUUGACUAUGUCAGAAAACAUUUUGAACUUGCUGAAGGUAACAGAUGUUUAAGUUAGAGCUCUGGAGUUUACUAGCAAUUACAGGAUCGAGUCCACAGCCCUAACAAGUAAAACAGACUAAUGCCAGCUUUUUUGUUUUGCUGUGCAACAUUGAAAAUAUACUAAUAUACUGGCCUCAGUGGCGUCGAGGUUAGGUCAUCAGUCUACAGGCUGGUAGGUACUGGGUUUGGAUCUCGGUCGAG
Molecule: messenger RNA, 3764 nt
Organism: Gigantopelta aegis
Lineage: Eukaryota; Metazoa; Mollusca; Gastropoda; Neomphalida; Peltospiridae
Product: ATM interactor-like
Exons: 5
Coding region: 186-3179 (997 amino acids)
Biological process (GO): regulation of transcription by RNA polymerase II
Cellular component (GO): nucleus
Molecular function (GO): DNA-binding transcription factor activity, RNA polymerase II-specific; transcription cis-regulatory region binding
Source: RefSeq, a predicted model, not a curated record